AUGAGGCAUGGCGAGCCAACUGAUGUGCAAUAUCAGUUGAGGAAUAGUGGCGACGAGGCACUGCUAGACUGCCAACUGGAGCUAAUAACGCCACGCGACAAGAUUCAGAUGGUCAAAUAUGAAAAGAUUUUAAAAGCAAUACCACCUGGAGAAUCUGCUUCACUGAAAGUUACGUUUGUUGCAUCUAGUUACACUGUUGACACCACUGCUACUUUGCAAUUCAAAUGCAUCGAAACUCAACGAAAAUUAAUCAGGUAA
Molecule: messenger RNA, 258 nt
Organism: Gongylonema pulchrum
Lineage: Eukaryota; Metazoa; Nematoda; Chromadorea; Rhabditida; Gongylonematidae
Source: the annotation of a GenBank genome assembly